Molecule: messenger RNA, 498 nt
Organism: Helobdella robusta
Lineage: Eukaryota; Metazoa; Annelida; Clitellata; Rhynchobdellida; Glossiphoniidae
Exons: 2
Coding region: 1-498 (165 amino acids)
Source: RefSeq, a predicted model, not a curated record
AUGUGGGAACAAUUCAACAAGAUUAGAGGCUCUGAGAAAUCACUCAAUACAUCAACCGUACAGCAUAUUGAUGCCAACACACUCAACACCCACUUUGCUUCCAUUUCAACCGACCCGUCCUACAAAAUUCCACCAACAAAAGCAACAACAAUCAAUAGUCAUCAACAUCAUCAAUUUACCCCAUACUCCGUCCUGCACAUGCUAACGAAGGCUUGCCCAUCCGGUACAGGCUUUCAAACAUUUCACGCACUCAAAACACUCCGUUCACAUGGUCUCAGAGGCGUCAAAUUAUUCGACAUCACCGAAUCACUCAUCAUCUCACGCAUCAAAUAUGCAGCUCCCUCCUGGUCUGGUUUUGCCACGCAACAACAACUUCAGCAGCUACAAUCUCUCAUCAAAAAACUAAUUCGCUUCAACUAUCUACCUGCAUCAUAUCCUACCCACCUACCGUCACUCAGAUAUUCAACACACUCAAUUCAAGGCUGUUCAAGAAAAUAG